Molecule: messenger RNA, 1320 nt
Organism: Closterium sp. Naga37s-1
Lineage: Eukaryota; Viridiplantae; Streptophyta; Zygnematophyceae; Desmidiales; Closteriaceae
Source: the annotation of a GenBank genome assembly
AUGCGCCACCGCAUCUGCCAGCGCGCCGCAUUUCCCGCUUUAACCCGCACCUCCCCUCCACGCCUUCCCCUUGCGCCAACAGUCGACUCCCCCAGUGGCUCCCCGCGUCGCUCUUUCAGCGCCGAGCGCCCGCCAGUCGCGUCGCGCCACGGGCAGGCGUCGCCCGCGCGGGCGCGCGCCGUGCUACAGUCGCAGUCGGACAGCGAGGGAGGCGCGAAUGGGAACGGGACAGGUGUCCCGCUGCGAGUGGCGUACCAGGGCGUGCCGGGCGCAUACAGCGAGAUGGCGGCGAUGCGUGUGUACCCGGGGUGCUCCCCCGUACCCUGCGACCAGUUCGACGACGCCUUCAAAGCGGUGGAGCAGUGGCUGGUGGGGCGCGCGGUGCUGCCGAUAGAGAACAGCCUGGGGGGGUCGAUCCACCGCAACUACGACCUGCUGCUGCGCCACCGCCUGCACAUCGUGGGCGAGGUGCACCUGCCCGUGCACCACUGCCUGCUCGCGCUGCCCGGCACGCACACCACCCAGCUCACGCGCGUGCUCUCACAUCCCCAGGCGUUGGCGCAGUGCGAGGCGACGCUGAAUGGGUUGGGAGUGGUGCAGGAAGCCGUCUACGACACGGCUGGGGCUGCUCAGAUGGUGGCGAAUCAGAAGAUGGAGGGCGUGGGGGCAGUGGCGAGCACGCGGGCGGCGGAGAUCUACGGCCUUGAGAUCCUGGCGGAGGGCAUUCAGGACGAGGCGGACAACUUCACGCGCUUCCUGGCGCUGGCGAGGGACCCCGUGCUGCCCUCCACCGACCGCCCCUUCAAGACGAGCAUAGUGUUCACAUUGGAGAAGGGCGCGGGAGUGCUCUUCAAGGCGCUCUCCGUCUUCGCCCUCCGCGACAUCAACCUUACUAAGAUAGAGUCGCGGCCGCACAGGGACAAGCCUCUCUAUGUGGACUGGUUGGAUCGCUCCUCCCUCGCUGCGCCCGCCAUGCCCCUCUCAGAGACCCCUGCCGCCGCCUCUCAAGACAGCGCCAUGGCGUACCAGUCGUUCGACUACCUCUACCCCAUGGACGUCAACCCCAUGGACGUCAACCCCAUGGACUACUCCCCUCCGCCCCACCCUCCAGCCUCUGAGGAAGCUCGAGCUGCCUCAGGCCAGACGUGGCUGUUGAUCACGCUGACUGCACUCACUCUGCGCCCUGCUCACGUGUGUGUCCCCCCCCCACCCCAUCAGGAGAUGGCGCCAUUCCUGCGAGUGCUGGGCAGCUACCCCAUGGACGUCAACCCCAUGGAGCCCCCCUCCUCCUCCACACCCUCACCACCCGCCACCCUCUGA